UUUAGUUCUCCCUCCCUGUAUCCAGGGAAGUGAACUGGUCUGGGGCUGCUGUGAUGAAAUGCCAGAAGAAUAUCUCUCAAAGGCCUCACAAGCUGAUUUUUAGAGCUUUUCCGUUUUGUCGUCUUUGUCUUCCAAAUGGGAUCCAAUGAUAGCUGGACAAGUCAGUAAGCCCUUGCUGUCACUGCGGAGUGAAAUGAAUGCAGAGUUGAGAGGUGAGGACAAGGCAGCUACUUCAGACAACGAGCUGAAUGAGCCCCUGCUUGCGCCUGUGGAAUCAAAUGACAGCGAGGACACUCCCAGCAAGCUCUUCGAGGCCAGAGGAAACACAGUGCUGCCUGACACGAGCCCAGCAGACCAGCACCAACCCAGUCAGUCCCAUCCUCCGUUCCCUGUUGGGCCCCAGCCAUUAUUGACAGCCCAACAGUUAGCUUCAGCAGUAGCAGGGGUGAUGCCAGGAGGCACUCCAGCCCUGAAUCAGCCAAUCCUUAUUCCUUUCAACAUGGCUGGGCAGCUGGGGGGGCAACAAGGACUUGUCCUAACUCUACCUACAGCAAAUCUCACCAACAUCCAAGGGCUGGUAGCAGCAGCUGCAGCAGGAGGCAUCAUGACUUUGCCAUUGCAAAAUCUACAAGCUACCUCAUCCCUGAACUCCCAGCUUCAACAGCUUCAGCAUCUUCAGCAGCUCCAGCAUCAACAGCAGCAGCAGCAGCAGCAAGGUCAACAACAGCAACAGCAGCAGCAAAGCCAGCAGCAAACACAAGGUCAGCAGGCACAGACUCCACAGCCACCCCAGCAGACCCAGCAGCCACAACCAUCAGCGCCACCACAGCAGAACCAAACACAGUCCCAGAGCCAGACUCAACCACCUCCGGCCCCACAGUCCUCCAGCUCCCCUCAGAAAACCAGCCAAUCACCAGGGCAUGGCCUUCCAUCUCCUCUUACUUCACCAAAUCCACUGCAGCUGGUUAAUAAUCCGCUAGCAAGUCAAGCAGCAGCGGCUGCAGCAGCAGCAGCCAUGGGCUCGAUAGCAAGCUCACAGGCCUUUGGCAAUGCCCUCUCCAGUCUUCAAGGGGUCACAGGUCAACUUGUCACUAAUGCACAAGGACAGAUUAUUGGAACAAUCCCAUUGAUGCCUAACCCAGUCCCCUCCAGCCAGGCAGCAGGUGGAGCUCAGGGACUUCAGGUGCAGCCGAUAACUCCACAAUUAUUGACCAACGCCCAGGGUCAGAUCAUCGCUACAGUCAUCGGCAACCAGAUACUGCCAGUGAUCAAUACCCAGGGAAUAACACUAUCACCGCUCAAACCAGGCCAGCAGCUCCAUCAGCCCUCCCAGACGCAAGUGGGACAAGCAGCCUCACAACCCAAUCUCCUGCAUUUGGCUCACAGUCAAGCAUCUAUGUCUCAAAGCCCAGUGCGUCAGGCUUCCUCUUCUUCCUCCUCAUCUUCCUCCUCUUCAGCUUUGAGUGUUGGCCAGUUAGUCAGCAAUCCUCAAACAGCCACAGGAGAGGUGGAUGGGGUGAAUCUGGAAGAAAUCCGAGAAUUUGCCAAAGCUUUUAAAAUCCGGCGCCUGUCCCUUGGCCUGACGCAGACUCAAGUUGGCCAAGCCCUAAGCGCCACUGAAGGCCCAGCCUAUAGCCAGUCUGCCAUCUGCAGACACACCAUCCUGAGAAGCCACUUUUUCCUACCACAGGAAGCCCAAGAGAACACUAUAGCUAGCAGUCUGACAGCCAAACUGAACCCUGGCCUUUUGUAUCCUGCCAGGUUUGAAAAGCUGGACAUCACCCCUAAAAGUGCCCAGAAGAUAAAGCCGGUGCUUGAGCGGUGGAUGGCUGAGGCUGAGGCCCGCCAUCGAGCAGGUAUGCAGAACCUUACCGAGUUUAUCGGAAGCGAACCAUCCAAAAAGCGCAAGAGGCGUACCUCAUUCACGCCACAAGCCCUUGAGAUCUUGAAUGCCCACUUUGAGAAGAACACGCACCCCUCUGGGCAAGAAAUGACAGAGAUUGCAGAGAAACUGAACUAUGACCGGGAAGUAGUUAGAGUUUGGUUCUGCAAUAAGAGGCAAGCACUGAAGAACACAAUUAAACGUUUGAAACAACACGAGCCUGCAACAGCAGUUCCUAUGGAGCCUUUAACAGACUCUCUGGAAGAAAACUCCUAAAAACAAAAACAAAAAAAAAUCAAAACAAAACCACACACAAAAAAAACCCCGCACCAACAGAAACAUAACCAUUCGAACUCUGUGAAAAUACCUGUUCAUCACCCUUGUAAGUAAAAGACUGAGAAAACUACAAGAAGGACAAAACAGUUUAUAAAUGUCUAUGGGUUUUCCUAUUUAAAAAAACAAAACAAAAAAAUACACAACACUUAGUGUGUAUGUGUGUGUUGUAGAAUUAGUUCCCCCCAAAAAGAAAAAGCCAGUUUUUUUAAAUGGACUUAAAGUAAACCAAAUAACUGCUUACUUUUUUUCUGUAUAUUAUGGAAAUGUGAACACAUUUUAAGGAAAAACAAAACAAAACAAAAAAAAAACCAAAAAAAAUAAAAGAAAACUUUUAUCUGUUUAAAAGCGAAUACAAGCCUGCCACCUGGAGGAGUGAUUGUAGCCUUUCAGGUAUCAAGUGCUGAUUCACUAUGAAAACUAUUAACCAAAGUCAGAAACAUGGCAUUGCAAACUAGAUUGUUAGUCUACUCUUUUAUGAGUGUAAAAUUGUGUUACGAAUUUUUACAUUUGUAUUUUUCAAAGAGGAUGACAACAGGAUUAAUUUCUCUCAUUGUUUGCACCUCCUGCGGGUGUAUACAAACAGCUGUUAAAGUCAUUCCAUUGUGGUCACCUUCUUUCCAUCUCUUGUAGUCAACAGUUUUGCAGUCUCCAAGUGUUUGGGUGCCAAAAAUAAUUUAUUUUUAUUGUGAUUUGCAGGGUGUGGUAUUUCUCUUCGAAGGGUGUAUGUCUUGGUUUGCAUUUCUAUUUUCUUUUCUGAUUCUUUUUGCUGCCUCUCCUCUUCCAGAUCAUUCUCUACCCCUUCCCCAAACCCACAUAGCUCAGCACUGUUCGAAGAGUUUUAAAAAGAGAAGUGAAAUCUGAACACUUUUAUAUUGAUAUGCUGAAAUGCAAUAGAGGACAAAGAAGGAUUAGGAUUACGUCUCACACACUGAGUCCACACUGAACAUUGUACUCAUUGUCGAUUAUGUAGCUUGGGAUUUCUCUGUCCUUUGGCCAUGAACCUAGAGAGGUUAACCAAACUCAUUUUGUAGUAUAAAUACAAACUUCACACUUGGUUCAGCACUGCAUCUAUAGCAUGGUUCUGUUUGAAGUAAUUUCUCUCCAAAGUCCACUAGCCAAGGAAAUUUCUUGAGAUUCUGAUGAAAACAAAUGGACAGGAAGAGAAGUGAUGAGGAUGUUUUGAUCAUUACAUCACGAUGGACUGUUUUAAUGGUAGUGCUUUGUUCCUUCUGCCUUUUUUUCAUGCCAUCCUGAUACUGAUGCUGGCCCUGUUGACCUCUUCAUUAGGAGGCUAUGUUUCUGCAGAUGUUUGCUGUGACUGCUGGCUAGACUAAGCAAUCAGGACAGAGGGAAACCCUUUAUCUUUUGGGAAUAGUAAGGUGGGUCACCUGCAAUAUGUUUCAGAUGAAUUGAUUUUCCUUUAAAGACAACUUACCUUUGCGGCUUCCUUUUUGAUUGGACAAGCAUCUUCUAAAACACUGUGGCCUUUGAAUCUCACAGUAUACUAAGGCUCAGAGGGAGGGAAAGGUAUUGCAGGUUAUCAGCGGGGUAUGGGCUGACCCGUGAAGGUCACCUGCGAUUUUAAUCUUCUGCUGAGUUCUGUUCCAGCCUUUUGGGUUCAGCCCACUAUGAAGGUAGAAGCUGCAUCUUGAUCAGGACUUUAUAAAAGAUAACAUUAGGGAUUUGGUUCAGCUCACUGUAGAGAUGGAAUAAAAUUCUGCUGGUAUAACACCUGAUUGCAUUCACUGACCUCAGGAUGGUUGUACUGUGUUUUUCUCGUCUACCCAGGACGUUGAAGAUGGUUCCUGAAGUGCUGGAGUCUUCAAAUAACACCUUUCUUACAGCAUUUUCAAGAACUCAAGGCUAUAUCAAAAACUUAGCGAAAGAAAGGGACUUCCAUUGAUUUCCCUAGGCUUUGAAUCUGGCCCCAGCUAUUUUAUUAAUGGGAUUUGCCUUGUAGAAUGGGGUAUUUACUGCAUGGUUGGUGGAGUUUUAAGGCUUCAGAGACCAUCAUCUAUGCCAGAAACUACCUCUAAAUGUGAGCACUCUCAAAGGUCAGGGUUGGAAAGCAUUGAGAAUCCAGUACUCUGGGCUGGGCUCACAUCCAGCAAAUGCAUUUUAGGCUUUAAGCUUCAGCAGGGUAUGUUUAAGGAUAUUUUCAGUAUUGCUUUUAUGAAGAGAAGAGUGAGAAUUGUUAUUGACUCUUUUCAGACUGUUGGCAUAUAAAUAUCUCCUGGGGGAAAAAACACCUCAGUAACCACAGGCAAAUUGUGAGGGACAAAAAAGUUGCUUUACCUAAGCUGAACAUGUAAAGUAAAGAGACUCCCACAGCAACAUCUGCCCCUCUGGUUCUUCUUUUUCCCUCUCAAUCCACAGAGACCCGUAUCCAUAGAUAUAUCUAUAUUGUCUAUACCAAACAUCUCUAAACUUGCAGCCACAAUUCAGUUUACAUAACGAUCAGGAGACCACUCAGAAGCUAAUAGGAAAGCAGGGCAGAACAAACCGUAUUGGAAGCAGACACUGCUGAAGUCCUAUCCAUGUCUCCAGGAUGCUGCUAAUUGUCCAGUCAUUAAUGCCACAUACAUGAUUCAGCCACCCUUGAGGCCGUAUGUCCCCCUGCUCCCUCCACCCCUAUCAUCAACAGCCUGGGAACAAACCCAUCGACCAUUCUUUGCCUAAAAACUAAAUUGCCAGUUCUCCGAAGGACUGUUCUAAAUUUUGUGAAGAAAAAAAAAAACCAAGAAGUGAACUAAAACAGUGUAUGAAAGAUAUUAAAUGUUUAAAAAUCUUCUGGCAGCAGUUAUAUAAGCUCUUUUCUGUUCCAAAGUACAUAUCGGGAGGAUGUAACUAGGACAGUAAAAAUGUAAAAUAAAUACAAAUUGCCAGCUUGGAAGAAAAAAUUAUGUUCAUCUUACGGUCUUAAAACCAUUCAUGUGCAGUGAUUUUUUUUACAGUUUUCUAAUUUUGUAUUAUGUUUUGUAAAUUAUUUAUAAAGUGUUGUAAUGCUUCUUAUAUUAAUUUUUCUAUAAACAAAUUUUUGCUAUGAGGCAUAAAUGGUGCCUGAACAGAUUCUUAGGAAGAUAACUUACGUGUGAAUCAUGCAUCUUUGGGGGGCCAUAAAUAUUUUGCUUUAUUUUGUUACUUGCAACAUUUCUGGUUUCCAUUUGUAAACAAUUUUCAUGUAUUGAUUACAUUUGAAUACUUUUUUAAUUUUGCAUGUGACUAAAAGAUGGAUUGCUACCAGCAAAUGAAAAAAAGUCUCUUCAGUCAUAUGUGAAGGUUUAAUGGUUUUCCAAUGUAUUGAUCAUUGAAUUUUUAAAAAAAAUCUAUAUAUAUAAAAAAUUAUUAUUUGAAUAAUGAACCAAGGGUUCCCUUACUGUUCUGAUUUUGUCUUUUUAUGUUUUUCACUGAAAAGAUAUUUUGGACAGUUGAAGAAAUCAAAUGCAUUCAAAUGGUUCCAGUUUCUUUAUGUUAUUACUGAAAAAAAAAAACAUUAAAAAAGAAAAAAAAAAGAAAAAAAGAAAGAACAAGGAAGCAAAAAGGAGCUAAGAAGGAACAAGUAGAGGCGUAUCAAAGAACUCAAGCUAUAACCAAAAAGAAAUAUGUAAAAUGCCUUUGCUCGUCUUCUCAAUGCUGGACCAAAGCUCAAUGUAUGUAGGUAUAUGCACAUUGUAUAGAUAUGGCUAAAUGUUGCUGACAAUCUCGCAAUACUAAACUGUUACUAUUUAAAAAAAAAAAAAGAAAUACAAAAAUAAAACUGUUCAUCAGUGUUUUACCUCAGCACUCUACUUGUACCCAGUUAUUGACCAACAUUCAAAUAAGAAGAUAAGAGAGGAAAUUGAUUUCCAUGUCAAUGUUUGACUGUAAAAUCUGUUUGGAAAACAUUUUGUAAUGAGCUUUUUGUCAUGUGGUUUGCUUGUUUCCAACUUGAGAUUAUGUGGGGCACAUUUGUUUAUUUAUUGUUAAAAAGUGAUAUUAUUAUUAUUAUUAAUUAUUAUUAUUACUAUUAUUAUUAUUUUUGUCCUAUGUGCUAUAAUCUACAGAAUGGUCACCAGGGUCACUUAUGAAGCACUGCGAAGAGAUCUGUUUUUCCAUGCAUGGAGCAUGCAGCAGGAAAGAUGGCAGUACAAAAUGGACUGUAUUGUGUUGUUGAAAAAUACGAAUAAUUACAAAAGGAGUCGAUGUGGUGGACUUGUGACCAAGAAACCAAACUGGAUAUUUAAAAGCUCCUUACUACUCUGACUUUGAAACCAAAGCUGAUUUAUCUGCACAGGUUGCUUAACAUGAAAAAAAAAAAAAAACAUUAAAAAAACUGACAAAAACUGUAC
Molecule: messenger RNA, 6546 nt
Organism: Cuculus canorus (common cuckoo)
Lineage: Eukaryota; Metazoa; Chordata; Aves; Cuculiformes; Cuculidae
Gene: POU6F2
Product: POU class 6 homeobox 2
Exons: 10
Coding region: 146-2158 (670 amino acids)
Biological process (GO): regulation of transcription by RNA polymerase II
Molecular function (GO): DNA-binding transcription factor activity, RNA polymerase II-specific; RNA polymerase II cis-regulatory region sequence-specific DNA binding
Source: RefSeq, a predicted model, not a curated record